AUGUCAGAUAAUAAGUUCCUUUCAAACGACGACGAGCUGUUCUUACAAGGCUCCACAGACUACUCUUCUAUCGAUGAGCAGACUCAAGAAAAUGACUUGACGGUCUUAAGAAGUCAGAUGUCUGCAGAUGAACUUGUUAGUGAUAACGAUGUCAUUAAGACAGAAAUCUUGAUUGAACAAGGACGUCAAGAGGAUGAAGAUGAACAAGAAGAUGAGGAUUACUCAAGUGACUACUCUGAGGGCUAUACGACCACCAUGACUGCGCCCACUACCGUCGACGUAUGGGCGAUAUUGAAGAAGAGUGCGAUCAAUUUAGUAUUGCCAUUCAUCAAUGGGGUGAUGUUGGGAUUCGGAGAAAUCUUUGCCCAUGAAAUUGGCUUCCGUUAUGGCUGGUUAGGAGCUAGAGUGGUUCCUGUAAGACGUACUCAGACUAGAAAGCAAACACAGUCUCAAUUUUUAUAG
Molecule: messenger RNA, 462 nt
Organism: [Candida] anglica
Lineage: Eukaryota; Fungi; Ascomycota; Pichiomycetes; Serinales; Debaryomycetaceae
Source: the annotation of a GenBank genome assembly